AAAUCAUUUCAAAAUCAUAUUAGCAUUGCUAAGAGCUUCAACUACUCUAUACUAUAUCUCCCUGAAGUUUUUGCUAGAACAAAUUAAUCAUGGCUUUCAUCAGUUUGUAAACAAUCAUAUUUCCAUUUAUGAUACUAGCUAUUUUGUCAGCAAAAAACAGUGUAAUGAUUGUCGAAGCACGCAAACUUAUAGAGUCAGAGACGCCUCAGCUCCCAAAACUUGAUUUGCCACCUCUACCAAAUCUUGAGUUUCCUAAGGUUCCUGAAUUACCUAAACCAGAAAUUCCUAAAGUACCUGAGUUACCAAAGCCUGAGCUGCCUAAGGUUCCUGAAUUACCUAAGCCAAAAAUUCCUAAAGAACCUGAGGUACCAAAGUCCGAGCUGCCUAAGGUUUCUGAAUUACCUAAGUCAGAAGUUCCUAAAGUACCUGAGUUACCAAAACCCGAGCUUCCUAAAGUUCCUGAAUUACCUAAGACAGAAAUUCCUAAAGUACCUGAGUUACCAAAACCCGAGCUGUCUAAGGUUCCUGAAUUACCUAAGACAGAAAUUCCUAAAGUACCUGAGUUACCAAAACCCGAGCUUCCUAAAGUUCCUGAAUUACCUAAACCUGAAAUUCCUAAAGUACCAGAGUUACCAAAACUCGAGCUUCCUAAAGUUCCUGAAUUACCUAAGCUAGAAAUUCCUAAAGUACCUGAGUUACCGAAACCCGAGCUGCCUAAGGUUCCUGAAUUACCUAAAACAGAAUUUCCUAAAGUACCUGAGUUACCAAAACCCGAGCUGCCUAAGAUUCCUGAAUUAUCAAAGUCAGAAAUUUCUAAAGUACCUGAACUACCAAAACCCGAGCUUGAUAAAGUUCCUGAAUUACCUAAGUCAGAAAUUCCUAAAGUACCUGAAUUAUUAAAACCUGAGCUGCCUAAAUUCCCUGAAAUUCCUAAAGUUGUUCCAACCACUAUUCCAUAAGUUUGAUCUAAUCUUUUCACUGAAUUGUCUCGAGUCAUAUUUAGUUUUCUACUAUGUAGUGUUUAGCUCAUGUUGAAUGAUGGGUGUGAUAUGAUUUUAUGAUUCAGUUUGAAGUUUAUUAGAUUAUAUAUUUCUUUUAGUUUGAGUUUAUUUGAUUCAGUUGUACUCGGUUGUAGUACUGCUUAUUGAGGGUCAUAUCCUUCAUGUAUGUGUUGUUGAAUUUAAUAAGAUUGUACUUUUUGUGAAGAAAUUUCCUUAACUGAAAAUCAACAUUAACACAAUGACUAAUAUUUGCCUAAAAAAUGUAGGGCAACAAUCAUACCAAACGUAAACGAAUAUGGUAUCACAAAAUAAACUUUUGUCCAAGAAAACAUGUAGCAUUCCAUAGCAUGAUUCACAAGAGAAAAAGAAAACACCAAACCACAUGAAAAUAAACAAAAUAUAUGUCAAGUUUCCACACAUUUUUACCUCUCCAUAUGAGAUUUAAAAAAGAAAAUGUCAAGGUGCAAACAUAGUAUGAUCGUGAUAUAGUUUAAUAAGAAAGAACGCUUUACGUUGCAUGCACUUGAAAAAGCAAUGAUGAGGAGGAGGGAAACUAAAGCUAAGGUGAGGUGAAGCAUUUACUCAAGACACUGUAAGAUUCUUUGCUUAUGUUCAUUCAACAAUUUAGGU
Messenger RNA from Vicia villosa (hairy vetch), 1631 nucleotides. RefSeq names its product protein PELPK1-like. NCBI's taxonomy places the organism in Eukaryota, Viridiplantae, Streptophyta, Magnoliopsida, Fabales, Fabaceae. Bases 129 to 959 code for a protein of 276 amino acids. The record is from RefSeq and is a predicted model, not a curated record. The transcript has a single exon.